Cryptococcus wingfieldii CBS 7118 is the source of this 411-nucleotide messenger RNA. RefSeq lists its product as hypothetical. NCBI's taxonomy places the organism in Eukaryota, Fungi, Basidiomycota, Tremellomycetes, Tremellales, Cryptococcaceae. The record is from RefSeq and is a predicted model, not a curated record. Bases 1 to 411 code for a protein of 136 amino acids. The transcript has 3 exons.
AUGUCGGCUCAUGGCGUCAUGCACUUUGAAGGCCGACCUCUAUCACCUCAGCAUAGAUUACAUUCCGAGUCUGACCUCCCAGCUCCCGGCGCCAAUUGGGUUGACGUGAAAGACGUCGCCCUUGCCCACGUUCGAGCUCUUACCGUCUCUGAAGCCGGAGGCAACAGAUUCAUUGUUGGCGCUGGUCCAUUUGCCGGACAAGACUACGUGGAUGUCUUGCACAAACGCUUCCCUGACCUGCCCAAUAUUCCAGUGGGCAAGCCUGGAACUCACGACGAGAUUGUCAAGGACUCCAACGUGUUCAAUGGAGCAAAGGCCACAAAGGUUCUGGGUGUUGAAUACAAGACAUUCGAGGAUACCGUUGUGGAGAUGGCGGAGAGUUUGCAGAAGAGAUUUGCAGACAAGUUUUGA